Cutaneotrichosporon oleaginosum is the source of this 1753-nucleotide messenger RNA. RefSeq lists its product as uncharacterized. The record is from RefSeq and is a predicted model, not a curated record. NCBI's taxonomy places the organism in Eukaryota, Fungi, Basidiomycota, Tremellomycetes, Trichosporonales, Trichosporonaceae.
GGCAAAACCACCUUGCAGGUAGUCUGCCCACUCUCUCCACUGUAUUUAUGACCUCGAGUGACACCGCCGUCUCCGGUAUCCCCCCCUCACUGACAUCGCACUCACACUUGCAAUGACCCAGAGCAAGACUUGGAAGAACGUCGCGGCAGAGAAACAAGCGGCCCGCGCUGCGGCCAUCCCUGCCGACUGGGUGAUCAAGCCGACCGAUGCCCUAAACGUAAUGGACAUUCCCGCGACGUGCGGCGUGCUCUCCCCACAAGAGGUCGAGAUCACUGAGACCCCUGCCUCAGAGCUAGUCAAGCGGCUCUUGUCGCGCGAGCUGUCCUCCGAAUCCGUCGUCACUGCAUUCUGCAAGCGCGCCGCGAUCGCACAGCAGCUCACAAACUGCCUGACAGAGAUCUGGUUCGACGCGGCCAUUGCUGAGGCGCGCGCCAUCGACGCAGAGUACGCCCGCACAGGUACGCCGCGGGGCUCGCUGCAUGGCCUCCCCGUCAGCCUCAAGGACAACGUCAACGUCAAGGGGCACGACACGACGAUCGGAUAUAUCGCCUACUGCGGGCAGCCGGCGGCCGCCGACGCCGUGCUGGCGCAGGCAUUUCGCGCCGCCGGCGCCGUCCUUUUCUGCAAGACCAACGUGCCGACCGCCAUGCUCAUGGCUGAGACGUACAACAACGUGUGGGGGUACACACCGAACCCAUACAACACGGCAUACGGCGCGGGCGGCUCGAGCGGCGGUGAAGGCGCGUUGCUCGCGCUGCGCGGCUCGCCGCUCGGCACAGGCACCGACAUCGGCGGGUCCAUCCGCAUCCCAUGCGCCGUUAACGGCGUGUAUGGCCUCAAGGCGGCCGCGGGCCGCUUCCCGCUGAUGGGCGGGCGGCCCGGGCUGCCGGGCCAGGAGGCGAUCAAGUCCGUCAUCGGUCCGAUGGCGCCUGACCUCGACGGCCUCGAGAUGUGGAGCAAGGCAGUGCUGGACGCGAAGCCGUGGGAGGUCGACCCCGCCGUCUUCAAGCUGCCGUGGCGCGACGUCGCGGUGCCCACCAAGCUGUGCUUCGGCAUGAUCAUGGACGACGGCGCGAUCGCGCCCACGCCCGCCAUCACGCGUGUGCUGAAAGAGACGCGCGCGGCGCUCGAGGCCGCGGGCCACACGGUCGUCGAGUGGCAGCCCUACGAUGUCCCGCGCGCGCUCGACCUCUUCAUGGCGCUGAUCAAGGGGGACGGCGGCGUCACGAUCGCGGACACGAUCGCGGGCGCCAUCCCCGAACCCUUCCCCGCUGGGCUGGCACACUUCGACGCGGCGGCCGCCGCGGCACGCGCAAACCCGCCCACUGUGAAGGACCUGUGGAAGACUCAGGCGGAACGGCAAGCGUAUCUCGCGGAAUUCGUUGCGCACUGGCACGCGUCGCGCCACCUCACCGGCACAGGGCGGGCGUUCGACGGGGUCAUCGCUCCCGUCGCGCCUUACCCCGCUGCAAAGCGGUACGAGUUCCCGAUCCGCGAGGGCACAUAUACGUUUGUGUGGAACCUCGCGGACCAGACGAGCCUCGUGUUUCCGGCCGGGAGGGUGGAGCGGGGCGAUGUGGGCGAAAUUGGGCGCGCGUACCGCAGCGAGGACGAGAAAAGCGCGUGGGAGAAGUACGACGUACAGGGCCUCGAGGGCAUGCCGGUUGGUCUGCAGCUCGUUGUGCCGCGGCACGAGGAGGAGCUCGCCAUCAAGCUUGGGGCAGUGGUUGUGGAGGCGAUUGAGAAUAAGUAA